Messenger RNA from Pygocentrus nattereri (red-bellied piranha), 888 nucleotides. RefSeq lists its product as uncharacterized. The transcript has 7 exons. NCBI's taxonomy places the organism in Eukaryota, Metazoa, Chordata, Actinopteri, Characiformes, Serrasalmidae. The coding region runs from base 36 to 818 and encodes 260 amino acids. The record is from RefSeq and is a predicted model, not a curated record.
UGAUCUUUAUGGAAGAGCAUUGCCAAUAGGAAGGAAUGUUCUGUAGCAGCAAGUUCACCAUGCCCAGUGCCAAGCAACUGCUGAAAAGGCUGUUUUUCAGAUACUGCAGUGUUAAGCAGGUGAAUCACACAAUGGUUCUGCCCACUGAGCUGAGAUUCUUUGGUCUGUGGACGCUUUGGUGGUGCUGUUUGGUUACAGGAUCUAGAGGAUGUCAAAUGCAGUACGUUGGCAGAAGCAACAAAACCACUGAUCUGCAGUCUGAUGUUCUGCUGCCAUGUAACUUUGAAGUGACCCUCCUCGGAUCAAACAAGACUGCAGAUAUAGCAGCAGUGUGGAGUCAGACGACUAUACCAGCAGAUAAUCUAGUGGAGAUCAGUCUGCAGGAUGGAGUAAUGUUCUGGAAUAACAGAGAUAAACGUAUAAAGACGUUCACCAAGCUCUCAGAAUCUGGAAACUUCUCCAUCCUCCUCUGUAAUGUACAGCAGUCUGAUCUGGGUCUCUACCGCUGUGAGCUUCAUGAGGGAAUCAACUGCAUGAUCGCCUAUCAGGAGGUGCAGCUUGGUCUUGCUGCUGUUUCUGAAUAUCAGAAAUAUGUCAUAGCAGGAGGAUCAGGAGGAGCAGUAGCACUACUUCUAUCCACAGCAUGUGUUUGCUGCAUAGCGAGUAAACGACCUGCAACUGAUUUCUCGGUGUACACCACUGUCAGCUACACAGUGCUGGACAACUAUUACAGAGAUGGACCUGCAACUGAUUACUCGGUGUACACCACUGUCAGCUACACAGUGCUGGACAACUAUUACAGAGAUGGAAUGGCCUGAUCUAUAUCACUACUGGCAGAUUGGAAGAGGAGACGUGAUGAAAUCUCUGGUGUUUUUUUUUUUUUUUUUU